Messenger RNA from Nomia melanderi (Alkali bee), 3093 nucleotides. Its product is annotated as endoglucanase E-4. Gene Ontology annotation, biological process: carbohydrate metabolic process. The record is from RefSeq and is a predicted model, not a curated record. NCBI's taxonomy places the organism in Eukaryota, Metazoa, Arthropoda, Insecta, Hymenoptera, Halictidae. Gene Ontology annotation, molecular function: hydrolase activity, hydrolyzing O-glycosyl compounds.
CGCCGGCAAGUUGUACUCGCCACUCAGUCAGUCAGUAAGUCAGUAAGUCAGUAAGUCACUAAGUCAAUCAGUCGGUGAAGCACAUAAUCGAUCCAGCCGGCGAAUCAAUUAAACCGUUUGUUUGAUCGACGCCAGGGACUCGGGCACCGCCGGUGAUUUAUUAAGAUCACCCCGUGGACAAAUUUCCUGGUUGAUGGUGCAUUCACCUUAUGAAACGUGCGGUGUGUUUCAGCGCUUGAGUGAGUUACCGCUGGUACAACGUUAAGCAGUGGAUAAUUUGUUCCGCGGCCAAAGAAGACGCGUGUAUCGACGCGAUACCGUAGUGCUCUAGUGCUCGUAUCAGCGCCGAAGAGGAUUAGUUCCGAUAAUGUGGACGGUAAGUCGACUUUAAUUGCUGAAAGACGCAUCGAAGGCAACUUUAAACUAGAAACUCGAGCAACGAUUAUUAGACUUUGGAUAUCUACAAGCAAUCUUAAGUUUGCCUGAAGUUCCUGAAUAUUAUCCGCUACACAUUCGUUAGCCGGAAGAGCGUCUAAAAUGAGAACUCCCACGAAUUGAUGUCGUUUCAUUUUAAACAACGCCGGAAGAAGUACACUUAAUAAGAAGAUUGAAAUUCAAUUUCCGCCUUGACCAAGUUACAGCAGAGCUCUGAGCUUACAAUACAGAAGAAUUAAAUGAAUGUUCGGCGAUUAAAGAAGAGGCUUCAGAUCCCAGUGAAACGUUGAUGAAGAGGAGGACGUAAACGAUCGAUAUGCAUCGCGAGACGUGUCUCAAACCGAUUCUGACAAACACGACCAAAAGGUGAUUAACAACUAUUCGUGUCCCCACAUAAGUGGUUGUGGAGGAACACCGAGGAUGGAGCUGCACGUGUUCACCUGCGUCACGACUGCGAUUAUAACGUCUAUUGCAUUGAUCGACGUUAUAAAUUCAAACCCAACGUACUAUGUGAAACCUAUCGAGGACGAGAAUGACUACGCCCGGGUCUUGGAGCUUUCGCUGUUAUUUUACGAAGCACAACGAUCAGGAAAAUUACCAAAGAACAAUAGAAUCCCAUGGAGAAAGGACUCGGCGCUGAACGAUCAUGGUUUAAACGGUGAAGAUCUGACUGGAGGUUAUUACGAUGCUGGUGAUUUUGUGAAAUUCGGAUUCACAAUGGCCUCGACGACAACACUAUUAGCCUGGGGCGCAGUCAGCUGGUCAGAAGCGUACAACGCAGCCGGACAACUGGAUGAACUUCGUGAAGCUAUUAAAUGGGCUACCGACUAUUUCAUCAAGUGUCACGUUAGCGAAUACGUUCUUUAUGGGCAAGUCGGAGACUUCUCGCUUGAUCACACGUUCUGGGGAAGACCGGAAGAAUUGAAUACCAGCAGACCUGCGUACAAGAUCGAUCCAGAACAUCCUGGCUCCGACUUGGCGGGAGAAACAGCGGCUGCCCUCGCCGCAUCGAGUAUUGUUUUUCACAACCACGAUCCCGAGUACAGUGCAGAAUGUUUAAAGCACGCCAAAGAAUUGUACAGAUUCGCGAGCAGAUAUCGAGGACUUUAUCACGAAGCGAUUCGCGGAGCAGCUCAAUAUUACGAGAGCACCGAUUAUGGCGAUGAAUUGGCCUGGGCAGCUGCCUGGCUUUUCAAAGCAACGAACGAAACGAUGUAUCUCGAGGAUGCUGAGGAUUAUUACCAACAUUUCCAUCUCAAAGAGAGGCCAAAUGAAUUCUUUUAUAAUAAGAAGGUCGCUGGAGUCCAGGUCCUGUUGGCUCAAUUAACAGGACAAAUGGAAUAUCAGAAUGCAGCACGCGCUUUUUGCGACUUCUCGGUGCGCCAGCAAAAACGUACGCCGAAGGGUUUGCUCUAUAUCGACAAAUUCGGUACUUUGUGCCAUGCGGCGAACGUGGCGUUCGUUUGCCUGGAGGCGGCCGACUCUCCCGGUAUCGGCAAUCCUCAGGAAUAUCGUGAAUUUGCCGAGCAACAAAUUUAUUAUAUGCUGGGUGGCGGCGGAAGGAGCUAUGUGAUCGGAUGGGGUCGAAAUCCACCAAAGCAGCCUCAUCAUGCAGCCUCGUCUUGCCCUGACAGACCAGCAGCCUGCGGAUGGCCUGAAUUUGACAAGAAUGCUCCAAAUCCGCAAAUUUUAUACGGGGCCUUGGUUUCCGGACCCGACGAGGCGGAUAAGUUCCACGAUCAUCGAGAAGAUUACGUGUACACUGAAGUCACAUUGGACUAUAACGCUGGUUUCACUAGCGCGCUAGCCGGACUCUUGCAAUUGCGGGUCAAAAGCACGACUUAACGAUCGGUCACACUGUAAAUGUUGUAACUACGAACGAGCAGUUGCUUCUUUCUUUUUUCUACGAGCGUUUCUUUUUUACGCGUGAAACAGCACUGUAAUAUAUAGAUCUCGUUUUGUUAGAAAUAAGGAUGCCGAUUGCGUGAUCUACAGAUAUACCGACGCAACUUGAUCGAGGAUCAGAUCGUGCGAAUGUGUUCCAUGAACGGAGGCGAACAAAAUAUUACGCAAUUUUGUAUUACUAAAUAAUUUAUCAGAAGGUUAUAGUAAAAACAUUACAUGUAACAGAAGCUAUUAGUUUGAUUGAAUAGUUAGUAAUGAAUUGUAAUAGAUACGAGUGUGCAGAAUAGAGUUUAAAUGAGGUUCAGUUUAGAUUUGGUGAGAUAGAAACUGGAGGCAUCGUUUUGUACAAUUUUACACGGAAAUCUUUGAAAUUAUUAAUCCUUCGAACUUCUGAGGCAGCUCUCAGCCGACACUUCGUUUGAUACAGCAAAAUUAUAAAGUUUGAUAUUUAAUGUUGAGCUUCAUGUAACUCAUCAAUACGUGAAAUAUUGAAAUGAAACAGUUUUAUUCCUCAAUCUACGUACCAUUUCUCGUUAACUUAGUUUCAAAGAAUGUUUUCUUUGUUUCAUUAGAAACUAUUGAGUGUUUCUAGGGAGAAAAACACAUUCUCGAGCGAAUGUACAGAAUCGAGUUUCCCUGUUCCUGAAUUGUAUUCAACGUGAAAUAAUUAUGUUUUCUUUCACAUUGUAUAUUUUUAUUAUAAUUUCUCUACGCACCAUAUAAAUGUACGUGUAUAUACUUUUAUAAAAUAUU